CAUGCACCUGUACCUAGUGCUGAUCUCCUGUCUGGUGAGCUCAACGCACUGCUGGCAGUUCGAUGGCGGAGGUCAGCGAUGGUCGAGGAGUACGGCCAGGGUCCUGGCACGGGGACCACCGCCGCCAAUGCCGCCAGGAGGCGGCGGAGGCCGAGGAUCGGCGGCAUUGUUGGGCUCCCAGCAGCAGGACAUACUCUAUGCCUGUCCACUCAACUCGAUGUGCCAGUGCGCCGGGCUGCCCAACGAGACCAGCACCCUGAUUGAGAUUAAUUGCAACGAGGUGGCACUGUACAAGUUUCCAGAGUUCAUGCACAGCAGCGUGCGGUAUAUCGAAAUGUCCAACACACAUCUGCAGAGUGUCGACGAUGAGACAUUCCAGGGACUGCGCCUCAAGACACUGAAGCUAAUCGACAACGAGCUGCAGGACAUAUCCGAGCGGAGUUUCAGCACGAUGACACAUUCGCUGAUGACAUUGGAUAUCUCAGGAAACAAGAUGCAACAAUUACCCCUGGAGGCACUUCAGCGAUUGCACUCACUCACGCGACUAGUGGCGCAACGCAACCACAUCACCACCUUGGAUGGCAAUUGGGAGGCCCAGCAUGACACACUUCGGUCUCUGCAUCUGGCGGACAACGAUAUCACCGAAGUGUCCCCGAAUGGCGGUUCAUUGGAGCUCAGCGCCCCCAAUGACAACAGCUCGCAGCCCUCGAGCUUGGCUGCCGUGCAGACCAGCCAGGAGGCGGGCAAUUCGCUGUAUCAGCCCUCGCCCAGUUCCGGGGAUCGAUCGGCCCUGGGUCGGCCCUUUGAGCAGCUGCAGAAGCUGCUGUGGCUGGACCUGUCCAACAACAGGAUCUACCACGUGUCGGGGAACUAUCUGCCGCGAUCGCUGGUGACGAUGGACUUGUCCAGCAACCUGCUGACCAUCUUCCCUCAGCAGCUCUUUGAGCAGUUGCCGGGCCUGAGGAUCGUGAGUCUGAGAGAUAAUCUCGUGAAGAGUGUGCAGUGGAAGGAGCUGCAAGUGCGGCCGCUGCGCAUGCACUUGGAGCGCCUGGACCUGGGACAGAACUGCAUCGAGAGCCUCGAGUCGGACUACUUCCAGCAGAACUACUCGGAUGUGCAUUUGAGAGCGCUCAAUCUGGAGCAGAACUUCGUGACUCAGCUGCCGGCGGCAGUGUUCAAGGCCACGGGGAUUGCCCAUCUGGUGCUGGCCUUCAAUGCGAUCAGCCGAGUGCACCCGGCUGCCUUUGAGGGCCUGACUGAUACCCUGGAAUACCUGGACCUGGAGCGCAACAGACUGACCACCGUGCCCGUGGCCAUAUCCUCGCUGCAUCGCCUCAAGUACCUCUAUCUGACGUCCAACGAGAUCAGUCAGCUGGUCAACCUGCCCUCCUACACCGACAAUCUGCGAGUCCUCAGCCUGAGUGGCAACAACUUCAGCAUGAUACCCAUUCUGGGGCUGAAGAACUACACACAGCUCUCGUAUCUGAACAUGGGCUACAACUCGAUCACGGACAUACCCGAGGGCAUAUUUGCCGUCGAUUCGUGGGGCAGUAAUCUGCAGACGAUACUGCUGCGCAACAACAAGAUCACGCAUCUGCAUCUGGGUUCGUUUGCGGGUCUCGAUCAGAUCCAGGAGAUCAGCUUGAGCUUCAACGACAUCACCAUCCAUCAUCCGCUGGUCUUUGAGAAUGUCUCGAGAUCGUUGAAGAUACUGGAGCUCUCGUUCGCCGUCUUCCCGGCCAGAAGUCUGGAGAGUCUCGAUCCGCUGGACGCUUUGUUGCCGCUGUCGCAGCUCAUUUGGCUGGGACUGGACAACAACAAUCUGAAGAGCAUCUCGAACGAGUCCUUUGCCCAAAUGCGGGAGCUGAGCUACAUAAAUCUGAGCUUCAAUCAGCUGAAGGCCCUGCCCCGCGGUCUCUUCAUGCCCGAUGUCCACAGCCAUCUGGUGGAGAUAGAGCUGUCCUACAAUGGCCUGGAGCACCUGGAGUCGCAGACCUUUCACAAUCUGGGGGAUCUGCAGACGCUGAACCUCCAGUCGAAUCGUCUGAGGACCAUUGCGCGUCACGCCUUCCACAAUCUGGAGUUCCUACGCUACAUAGAUCUGUCCCACAAUCGGCUGGUCAACAUAUCGCACGCGGCCUUCACAGUCCUGCCGAAUCUGGCCGCCCUGGAUCUGAUGCACAAUCAGCUGUGUUCCUUGUCGCUGAAGUCCUUCCACUACGUGUCGAAUGCGACGACUCCGCUGCGCCUCAAUAUGAGCCACAACCACAUCUCCAGCUUCGACGAUGAGCUUAGCAGCUACAUGUACAUCUACCAGCUGGACAUCAGCCACAAUCACGUGGCCAAGUCGGAUAGUUUCAUGAACCUGGCCAAUACCCUGAGGUUCCUCAAUUUGGCCCACAAUUCGUUGGGCGCUUUGCAGAGCCAUGCGUUUGGUGAUCUGGAAUUCCUGGAGAUCCUCAAUCUCGCCUACAACAACCUCACCUCCUUGAGGCGCCGCAGCUUUCAGGGCCUGAACAGCCUGCAGGAACUGGACCUCAGCCACAAUCAGUUGGACCAGCUGCAGGUGGAACAGUUCUCGAAUCUGAGGAAACUGAGGAUCCUCAAGAUCAGCUCCAACCGCUUGCGAGCUCUGCCCCGCGAGGUGUUCAUGAACACGCGCCUGGAGUUCCUCGACAUAGCCGACAAUCAGUUGAGCGUGUGGCCCGUGCCGGCCUUCACGGACAUUGGCUUCACCCUCAGGUCCAUCCAGAUGUCCCGCAACAAUCUGGAGUACCUGGAUGCCUCGAUGUUUAUCAACUCGCAGUUCCUCUACGACAUCAGCCUGGCCCGGAAUCGCAUCACCAUCCUGCCGGACAACACCUUCAGUUUCCUGAACAAUCUCACCAACCUGGAUCUGUCGCAGAACCCGCUGGUCACGACCAAUCUGCGCGAGGUGUUCGUGCACACGCCGCGCCUCCGAAAGCUGAGUCUCCAUCACAUGGGACUGUAUGUCCUGCCGCCGCUGAAGAUGCCGCUGCUCUCGUACCUGGACGUGAGUGGCAACUACUUGCAGGAGCUGUCGCCGCUGGGCUCGAUGCGGCACCUGCGACACGUCAAUGUGUCCCACAACAAGCUCAUCAAUGCCAGCUGUGCCGUCGAGCAUCUGCCGCCCUCGGUGAGGGUCCUCGACCUCGCCCACAAUCCCCUGCGACGCAUUACCCUGCACGAUCUGGUGAGCCUGCGGCAUCUGUCCGAGCUGAACAUCCUCGACGUGAAGGUGUCCAAUCCGCAGGCCUUCUCCAAGCUGCGUUCGCUGCGCAAACUCCAUGCCAGCUCCCAUGCGAAUCUGGGCGAUAUUGUGGCCAGAAUACCGGGACUCCAGCAGCUGAGAGUGCACUGCCUGGAGCCGAACAUUGGGGCGCAGUUCUUCGCCAAAUUGGCCAACAACACGAAACUGCGACUCGUCGAGCUGUACGGCAUCAAUGUGCAGACCAUAUCGCCCGAUGUCUUCACGGGCCUCGCCCGCAAUCAGCGGCUGCAAGUGAAGAUAUCCCACACCCGAAUCUCCGACCUGCCGCCGGGGAUUUUCUACACGCUCCGGGAGGUGCCGCAUCUCUCCAUCGACAUAUCACACAAUCGCAUCAAUGCUCUGGCCGCCGAUAGUUUCUAUCCGAACAAGAGCUACUGGGAUGCCGUGGGCACUCGCAGCAUUAUGGGUGGCCUCAUCACCUCGCACAAUCCGCUGGAGUGCGAGUGCGGACUGGUGUGGUUCGGCCACUGGCUGCGACGAUGGCUGCGGGAGUCGGCCCAGAUCAAGGUCAUACAAAAGGAUGACCUGAAGCGCAUGGUUCAGUUACCCCUAUCGAUUGCCGAUAUGCGCCGCGCCCGUGCCAACACCUGCCACGAUCCUACGUCGGGUCGUCAUCUGCCCAUCCUGGAGAUCUUUCCCGAGGAUCUGCUGUGCCAGGCGAGUGCUCUGAGCAGCUCCGGCCAGCGGCUGUUCCUGCUGUCCUUCGCCAUGGCCCUGCUGCUGCCCAUCAUGACGACGAUGACCCUUUGAUGUUGGCUCUAGUUGCCGGCCAAGUAAGUUGUGUGUGAAGGUGGAGGACUCAACUGAAGUAACUCAACUAACAAUUGAUUGUAUGAUAUGUAGAUACUAAAUAUAUAUACUAUAUAUAUAUAAAACACUAACUCUAAUCGGUAGCUACGAAUUUCUGGGAUUUAGCUAAUGGUGAGAGGGCCCGCGUAACAAUAAAUAUACUAAACAAUUGAAUGACAAGCAAAUCGGUUUAUGUCCACUCGUAAUUGAUAAGUUUUAUAUUCAAUAAAGUCAUAUAUAUAUACAUACAAUAUACAUACAUAUAAACAGAUAAUUAGUGGGACAAGUCAUGUGCCGGGCAGGGACUUCGAUUUCAAUUUUCCUUCAUCUUUUCACGAUAAACUCAACUCAUUGAGAUGCUCAUUAAAAACCAUUUCUUCCGCUCAAAGACUUCCAAGCACAACAAUACUCCCGAAUAAAGUUGUCGAAACUUUUUGUUAAUUAUCCAAAAAUUAUUAUCCUCCCGCGAGGUUCUCCGCCCAGUGCAUGACGACUGUGUCUUGGCCAACAUAAAUGGUAAUUAAUGCAAUUGAUUACACAGAUAAAUACACACACACACACACACACCAGCGAACAUAUGAUGAUUCCUACACACACACAAACACACAAACACUUAGAGAAUAGUUAAUCAACACUUUAGAUCCGAACUAGAGCCAUAAGUUGUUAAUAAUAGUUUAAACAACUAUUUUUAAAGGAGCAAAACGGAAAAACAAAACGAAUUCUAGUUACAAAUAUUUGCAUAUAAUUUACAAUUU
Drosophila persimilis is the source of this 4836-nucleotide messenger RNA. Its product is annotated as chaoptin. The transcript is spliced from 6 exons. Bases 2 to 4042 code for a protein of 1346 amino acids. Lineage: Eukaryota; Metazoa; Arthropoda; Insecta; Diptera; Drosophilidae. The record is from RefSeq and is a predicted model, not a curated record. Gene Ontology annotation, molecular function: protein binding. Gene Ontology annotation, cellular component: extracellular matrix.